CGGAAAAAAAAAAGAGAAAGUUUCAAAGAUGGCGGAGUAGCCCUGCCUGUCCGCUGAAAAACAAUAGAAACAGCACAGAAGGGACAGAGUUAGCCCGUUCUAACUGGACGAAUCCGCUCUAAAACCGUACAUAUCCCGACUCGGGCUCGACCAAGUGGGGAGGAAUACCCGCGCCGGGAACCUCGGGAGGAAUAAAUAAAGUAUGAUGCUUUAUUAGAGCGUUUCAGGCUAGCUACCUAGCCUGCUAGUCGAGCUAACGUUAGCCCAACGGUAGUGUUAGCAGCUAGCGGCUAACGGCUACAAGGAGGAGGAGGAUCAGCUGUUUGUAGACAGAUGCUGUAGGAAGGAGCGCACAGCAACACUUUCACAUCUUUAUUGAUGAUGGCGGAUUUUGUUACACCGCGACACAGCGCGGUGAUGGAGAGGCUCCGCCGGAGGAUCGAGCUCUUCCGGCAGCAUCACAACAGCUGCGAGAGCCGCUACGAGAACGCGACGCUGGAGCGACUGGAGCUGGAGAGGCAGCAGACCUUCGCCCUGCACCAGCGCUGCCUGCAGGCCAAAGCUAAGCGGUCCAACAAGCACCGGCAGCCCCAACCCAGCAGCGGCGACCAGGCCGGGCAGAGAGCGCCCGGUGGUGGCGGCGGAGGCAGCGCAGAUCUCGGGGAGAGCGGAGGAGGCACCGCGGCAGAGCAGAGCCGGAACAGCACCCUGAUAGCGCUGCAGGAGACGGUGAAGAGGAAGUUGGAGAGCGCCAGUUCUCCGCUGGGAAGAGAUCAGGUCAAUGGUUUCAGCGAUGGCUUCCCCCCGAACAAGAAGGCGUGUCUAGACAACGGCACAGCCAACGGCUCGCCGCUGGACUCCAAGCUAGGGAUCAGCGACUCUCUGAACUCCAACGGGACGCACGGGCCAGCAGGCGAGUCGGCGGACGGCGGCAGGGAGCCGGCUUCAGACUUCCAUCGCAAGGAGAUGAAGCAAGAGCCGGACGACAUUCUGCCCAUCAUGCCGCCGUCGGGCGGAGGCACCAACAGCCUCUUCCCCGACCUCAACCUGAACGAGCAGGAGUGGACGGAGCUGAUGGAGGAGCUCAACUGCUCCGUCGUCUACGAGGACAUCCAGGACAUUCUCAACGAUGGCUUCGAGGACCGCAAAGACCCUCUGGAGCUGGCGCCGACUCCCGGUGGCGCGGGAGGCGUGGGCGGGGGCCCGGCAUCGCAGGGUCUACUUCCUCCAGAUCUGGCCAGCGUUAAGACGGAGUUCUCCCCGGCUUCCGUGGCUUUUGAGCAGGACUCUCGCACCGGCUCCCCCCACGUCAGAUCCACGUCCUCUGGGCCGCCUCCUCACCCCACGAGCUCCCCCGUUGCAUCCUCCUCCGCGUCCUCUCCAGCGCUGCCGCCCUCCCAGCCUGCGCCCCCCCCACCCAGGCAGCAUCAGCCCCCGCCAAACCACCUUCUCCCUCCGGGCCCCCCUGUGCCCAAAGACCUGUCUCCCGCACAGCAGCUGCAGCAGCUGGCCGCGCAGCAGCAGAGAGCGCAGCACCUCCAUGGACAGAUGCAGCACAAGCAGCCACAGCCGGGAGCCAAGUUCCACAAUCAGGGGCCCCAUGCGCACCCCCCGCCUUGGCCUCAGAUGGCCAACCCCUCUCAGAGCCCACUAGGGGGCGCGUUUGGUAUGGACAAGCCAACGAGCCCCUCUCUGUACCCGCAGGACUUUAACCCCAACGCGCAGAAGCAGCUGCUGAUGCCCGGUCAGCCCAACAAAGGCUCUCCCAAAGCGGGGGCCGGCGGCUACAUGCCGGGGCCCCCCGGGCACCCCAAUAUAAUGGGUCACCCGACGUCAGGGCCGCCGCUCAGCCACCCGCCGGGACAAGGCGGCGCUCAGACCACGGCUGCCAUGCUGAACUACAACAACACCAAACCUUUGUCGCACUUUGAGGCGGGUCCCGGGCUGCCGCGGCUCCCCAACACCCAGAGCCAGAACAAGGCGGCGCUGCUGACGCUGCUCCGACAGCAGCAGCAGAUCAAGCAGAAGAACAGCAUGACCUACCGCCAGCACAUACCGCACACGCAGGACCAGAACCCCUACCCUGCCCCUCCACAUGGCCCGGGCCCCACCAACACCAUGGCGUCUGCGCCCGGAAACAACGCCAUGACGGCCCAGCCGGGGGCAAACGCCAUGGCGGGUAAUCACGGUAACACAGCGUACCUGAGCAGCCAGGUGGCGGCGGCGCUGAAACAGCAGCAACAGCAGCAGCAUCAGCAGCAGAUCCUGGAGCAGCAGAAGCAGCAGUACAUGCAGAGACAGCAGCUCAUGGCUGAACAGGAGAAGCAGCGGCAGCAGGACCAGCAGCUGCAGAGACACCUGACCCGACCGCCGCCACAGUACCAGGACCAGCCGGGACAACCGGCCAAUCAGAACCCUUUCCCACAGCCGCCAGUCAACCAGUUUACAGCUUCCUCUCAGCCAAUGGGCAGCGUCGGCUCCAUGGGAGGCCCCGCCCCCUCCCAGCGUAUGUUCCCUCAGAACCAGGGCAUGAUGGGUAUUAGCAUGGGGCAAGGUGGCGGGCCAGCAGGCGGCGUAGCUCCGCCCCCUGCGGGCAGCCAGGCUGACAUCGGCCUGUCGUCCUGCGGUGGCGGAGGAGGCGGGGCCGGCGUGGACGUGCAGCAGGUGCUCUACAACAACAUGAGCCUUCACGCGGCGCAGCAGGGCAGCCUGCAGCGCCAGCCUCUGGGCGCCAUGACCGCCUCCUACAGGCAGAACCUGCUGGCUCAGCAGCAGCAGCAGCAGCACCUGAAGACCCAGCCCAAUGCCGCCAUGUUGAAGCAGCAGCAGCUGGCCGCCGCCGCUCGCAUGCCGGGCUCCAUGCAGAGCGCCAUGGGACCCGGUCUGCCCGGCGCCAUGCAAGGGGCGCAGAGCGGCGCCUGGCAGCAGCAGCUGGGCAACCAGACGCCCUCCGGUAACGCCGGAUUACCGCCAAACGCCUUCAACAACUCCAACGCCUUUCACAUGCAGCAGCAGCAGUCUCGCAUUCCCAAGAUGGCGUCCGGCGCGGCGCCCUUCGUCACAAACCCCGGCGGGCGUCCGAUAGGAGGUCGGAACGCGGUGCAUCAGAUGAUGCAGACAAAUAUGGCCGCUGCACAGCAGAGGGCGCCGCCCAACGCUCAAAGCCUCGGCCAGCAGCAGACUCAACAACAGGCCAAUCAGAGCCUCCCCGACCUGGCGGCCUUCGGACAGCCGCAGGGCAACGGCCGCCAGGGACUGCAGUGUAACCAAGGAUACCAGGUGAGCAGGACUGCCAGUCAGCAGCAGCAGCAGGUGGCUUUCGGUUACAACGUGGCGUCGGGGAGCUUCGCCGGCGAGAGCGAGCUGGUGGACUCGCUUCUGAAGGGUCAGAGCACCCAGGAGUGGAUGGCCGACCUGGACGAACUGCUCGCCAGCCACCACUAGACAAGACUUAACACUGUUGUGAUUUAAACAAACA
This is a messenger RNA of Sander lucioperca (pikeperch), 3478 nucleotides long. It is a transcript of the gene maml1, whose product is annotated as mastermind-like transcriptional coactivator 1. The transcript has 7 exons. Bases 379 to 3444 code for a protein of 1021 amino acids. The record is from RefSeq and is a predicted model, not a curated record. Gene Ontology annotation, molecular function: transcription coactivator activity. Lineage: Eukaryota; Metazoa; Chordata; Actinopteri; Perciformes; Percidae. Gene Ontology annotation, cellular component: nucleoplasm; nuclear speck. Gene Ontology annotation, biological process: positive regulation of transcription of Notch receptor target; Notch signaling pathway.